UUAUGAGUCACUUUGGCCAAAGUCUAAGGCAAAAACAUCCAACAAAAUUGAAAAUCUCAAAAGCCUUGGACAUGGAAGAGAAAGUUGGGAGAUCAAGAUUCAAGAGGGUUUGUGUGUUUUGUGGCAGCAGUACUGGAAAGAGGAACUGCUACAAAGAUGCUGCCAUUGAAUUAGCCCAAGAGCUGGUGUCAAGAAGGCUGGACCUUGUCUAUGGAGGUGGUAGCAUUGGGCUCAUGGGUCUGGUUUCUCAGGCUGUUCAUCGUGGUGGAGGGAAUGUUCUUGGGAUCAUACCUAGGACUCUAAUGUGCAAAGAGAUAACAGGUGAAACAGUGGGAGAGGUAAGGCCAGUAGCCGACAUGCACCAAAGGAAGGCAGAAAUGGCCCGCCAUUCUGAUUGUUUCAUAGCCCUACCAGGUGGAUAUGGAACUUUGGAGGAGUUGCUAGAAGUGAUCACUUGGGCACAGCUUGGCAUCCAUGACAAACCUGUGGGUUUGCUCAAUGUUGAUGGCUACUACAACUACCUUCUCACUUUUAUUGACAAAGCCGUGGAUGAUGGCUUUAUCAAGCCUUCUCAGCGCCACAUCAUAGUCUCUGCCCCCAAUGCCAAAGAGCUUGUUCAAAAACUUGAGGAGUACGUGCCUGUGCAUGAUGGAGCCAUAGCCAAAGCAAGAUGGGAGGUUGAGCAACAGCAGCAGCAGCAACAGGUGGGGUUCAAUGGAGCAGCUACUUUGCAGACUGAGAUAGCUUUGUAAAGAGUAGACAAAUGAAAAAAGGAUGAAAGUUAGGGAAAAAAGGUGGUUUAGGCUCUUUGCUUUGCUUUUGCUGUCUGAUUUUGGUCAUAACAAGACCAGCCAUACCAUAAUGGUAUGACAAGGUUUGAUUGAAAAGGAGAUAAAAAGGAAAAACGAACACUGACUGGUCCAAAAUC
This is a messenger RNA of Prunus mume (Japanese apricot), 928 nucleotides long. Its product is annotated as cytokinin riboside 5'-monophosphate phosphoribohydrolase LOG5. Gene Ontology annotation, biological process: cytokinin biosynthetic process. Gene Ontology annotation, cellular component: nucleus; cytosol. NCBI's taxonomy places the organism in Eukaryota, Viridiplantae, Streptophyta, Magnoliopsida, Rosales, Rosaceae. The record is from RefSeq and is a predicted model, not a curated record. Gene Ontology annotation, molecular function: hydrolase activity, hydrolyzing N-glycosyl compounds.